UCCAAGACAAUCACAGCACAAGACAAAAGUUUAGAGCAGCGCUAUGCAGACGAACACACAGCGCACUUUCCCUCCGAGUUUUGGUCUGCCUGUGCGACUGGCUGAGUCCUGUUAAUUGUGCCUCAAAGUGAGAUAGGCAGUUCUGAGGGAAACAUAAGGAGACGACGGAGGCGCUUCAGCCAGGAAAGAAGUGCCGUGAGAAAGAAACCGUCUCUCUCUCUCUCUCUCUCUCACACACACACACACACACACUACCACAGCCGCGCCCGGAUCACAUCCUACAGCACAGCGCUCUCCCUGCUUCCCUGCUAUAGCAUGGCCAGUUCGAGUAAAGCGACUUUAAUCUUGCUCGUCUACGGAAUCUUAAUGCACUACAGCGUCUUCUGCACACCUAUCGGACUAAGUUACCCUAAGAUUAGACUUGAAAACGACGCCUUCGAUGAGGAUGGGAAUUCAUUAUCCGACAUGGGUUUUGAUAGCGAUCAGAUUGCUAUACGAAGCCCACCAUCCUUAAACGACGACGCGUACACUCUCUACUACCCUCCAGAGAAGAGAACAGAAAGGCAUGCUGAGGAAGAAUUAGAUAGAGCCUUGAGGGAGAUCCUGGGUCAGUUAACAGCGAGACAUUAUCUGCAUUCUCUGAUGACAAUUCGUGCAGGUGAAGAAAACAGCAUGGAGGAAGAGUCAGAGCCCUUAUCCAAAAGACAUUCAGAUGGGAUCUUCACCGACAGCUACAGUCGCUAUAGAAAGCAGAUGGCCGUGCAGAAGUACCUGGCAGCGGUUCUGGGAAGAAGGUACAGACAGAGAGUUAGGAACAAAGGACGCCGACUUGCCUAUUUGUAGCGUUGUUAAAGCGCCCAAACUGCCCUCCUGUGUAUAUACAUCCAGUCGUUAAAUCAAAGUCAUUCAGAUAUAUCUGACCAACCAGUGGAUUGCGCCUGUGUUCUUUCAACAUGUAUUUAUGUAUGAAGUAAAGCCAUUAAAAUGAAUAUUUUAAUAAUAAUAUCGUUUUUUUUUUCUUUUUGUACAAAAGCACUUGAAACCGCACAGUUAUACUUUGUGGACCAAUAUUUUAUUUUCAUGUUAAGCUGUGGAAAACAAAUCAAAAAUGAUAUAAAAAAAAGAAGACAUCUGAAGAAAAAAAAGAGAUAAUUGUGCACCUUCAAUAUUAUGCGCUUGAAAUCUUUAAAAGUCAUCUACAUAUGCAGAAAAUAAAUAGAUUUUAAAAAGACAAUCAAAGUAUUGAAUGUUAUACUUAUUUUUGUAACCAACGUUCUAUUUUUUUAGUGUUGUUUGUUUUCCAAACAGGCCCAAAGAAGCAGUGAGCAUGCUAUGUGAGGCAUAUCAGGCUUAUCCUAAAUGAUAGAUGAUGCCCUUGCCCCCCCCCCCCCCCCCCCCUUCCGUGGGUUUGUAUAGCUUGCUGCCCCUCCAGGGGAUUUCAGAUGGCUUUUGUUGAAUAGCCUCCCAUUUGCCAGAAACACUGAUCGACUUACACGGCCAUUCAUGUAACUGGUGGUAAAACCCGACCCUCUUUUAAGCAGAAAUUUAAUUGCAGGCUUUUGUGAGGGCAUUAUUGCCUUUACUAAAGAUAAAGGAAGCACUCAAGUUGCUGGUAACAGUAUGCUGCACCCACUGCUUGCUCACUUGCCUCAAAGUCAUUUACUGUAGGGCGAUAAAUCGUGCGUGAUAGGACCGUGUAAAGAAUGUUCCAUGUGUGUAUUAUGUACAGUAUAGGAAUUACACAGUGCACAUAUUCAUCUCAAUGUUGUCUGUGUUCAGUCAACAGAAUUAUUUUGGAGAAUGUUCUUCAACAGUUGUAUUUGGGAAGCACUACAAAUAUUCAGAAUGGACCCAGAACCUGUAAAGAUGCAGGAAAUAAAGCAUUCUUGUGAAGAGGUGGAGAGGAAAGGUAGCAUCUGAGUUACAGGAAUAUUUAACUCUUACUUCUUAUUUAUUGGUGCAUGUGGAAACUGACACCUUACUAAUUUUGCUUAGAAAUUGCAUGCCAUCAUGCUUUUUUGGAUUGUGCUAUUUGGGAGGUGGGCUGUGCUCAGCCUGUUUCAGCACCACUCCCUUUCCCCAGAUGUGUUGGAAAUGUGAACAAGGAGGGCUAGAGGUGGUGGAAACUGGUACUGCACUGACUUGUUGAAUUUUUACCUCCCCUGCUGCUGUCAUUGUGGAUAUCAUCAGACAAUACACUGGACCCCCCCCCCCCUUCGUUUUGCUGACUGCCUUUGUCCUGGAAGCAGUUUUUAAAGAUUAUUUUGCUUUUAGAUCGCCGUGCUAAAUUGUUGACUUGACAGUGCUGUGGUUUGUUGUUAAGACAAGGCUGAUCUGUGUAGAUAUGGAUCUAUAUCUAUGUGUCUACCGAGGUUUUUGCAGUGACGUUGUGAUAUAGAUUUGAGAAGAGUGUUAGGUGAGAGAGAGAAAUUGAGAGGUAUGCAUGGUGAGGAAGAGAGAGCUGGAGACAAAGAGAUAAUGUGUGUGUGUAUGUGAGAGAGAGAGAGAGAGUUACAUAAGAGGCAAGUUACAGCACCCACAAGCCUGAGAGAGUUUGUCGCAGCUGGAUACAGGAGCAAACGAGAGGCGAGUGCCGCCGCUGCCUCUCUCUACCUGCCAAAGUGACACCAGGGUCAAUGAGUCUGAUUACAAAUAUCAGAUGUUGAAUUCCCUUCACUUUGGCACCAGCAGAAGGAUAAACAGUAUGUGAGUGAAGCUGGACACUGAGUUUCCCUCUGGCACUAGAAUGGAGGUGAAUGAAAUUCAAACCCUCCAGGAAAGGAAAAUCCCACUGACUUUUAUUAGGGAGACAUCUUAUGUAUGUAUUCAAUAUUAUGCGAAAGCAGCUUUAUGCACCCCUGCAAUCCAAUCAGUGUGGUCGCCCGCAGAAACUAUCAACACAAUCUUUCUUCAAUUUGGCUUUGUCCAACAGGCUUUGUGUGUGUGUGUGUGUGUGUGUGUGUGUCUGUGUGUGUGUGUUUGUGUGUGCGAGUGUGUGUGUGUGUUUAAUGUUUGUUUGUGUGAAGGAGUGACUGAACGCGCAUGUGGAGCUGGAAACUGCUUUUGGCUUUGGUGCCUUGCUUCAACGUGAGAAAAAAAUGAGAUAAAAAAUUCGCCACAUGUGACAGAUGGCAAUUUUAGUGGCCCUACAAUGCUGCAGUCCAUUAGCUUACAUUGAAACUCCCUUUGACUCUGUUUAUUCGCUCAGCUUAGUCUGCCCCAAGAGUAGUAGAAUUAGGCUUUUUCUUUUUUUAAAGCAUGGCCAAUGAUUUAUUGAGUAUAAAAAAGAAAAAAAAAGAAGAGAAUGUAUAUUUUGAUGGAGCAGGCGAUGUGUGUUUGUGUGUGCAUGAGUUUCGGGUGUUCAGUGUCUGUGAGAGUUGUGAACAAUGGCCGGUGUUUGUUACUGUUGAUUAUGAGGUGUUGUUGAUUAUUUUGAUAUUGGUCAGUAAUUUAUUAAUCAGAAAAUAGCCCCAACAUAUUAUUUACAACUUUGUGCAUCACUAUUUAGAAUAAAAGGGUUUCAGAACAUGACAGAGAUGUUAUUCAGAUCAUAGAAAAUGCGUGUUGUUGAUAUUUCUGAAAGCGCCAAACGCCUUACUUCAAUGUUUAAUCUCUUAUCUAUCUGAAAACAAUGUUUUAAAAGUGAACCUUAGUACAAGUGACAUGGUUAUACACACAGGAGUCCUUAUAUGGGGUUUGACGUUUCUCAAUGUUAUGAAAGUGUUGUAAGAUUUGUAUUAAUAAAUUUUUGUAAACAACA
This is a messenger RNA of Etheostoma cragini (Arkansas darter), 3760 nucleotides long. RefSeq names its product adenylate cyclase activating polypeptide 1b (gene adcyap1b). Bases 316 to 843 code for a protein of 175 amino acids. NCBI's taxonomy places the organism in Eukaryota, Metazoa, Chordata, Actinopteri, Perciformes, Percidae. Gene Ontology annotation, molecular function: pituitary adenylate cyclase activating polypeptide activity; neuropeptide hormone activity; peptide hormone receptor binding. The record is from RefSeq and is a predicted model, not a curated record. Gene Ontology annotation, cellular component: extracellular region; perikaryon; neuron projection. Gene Ontology annotation, biological process: neuron projection development; adenylate cyclase-activating G protein-coupled receptor signaling pathway; positive regulation of GTPase activity. The transcript is spliced from 5 exons.